This is a messenger RNA of Micropterus dolomieu (smallmouth bass), 1137 nucleotides long. RefSeq names its product N-acetyllactosaminide beta-1,3-N-acetylglucosaminyltransferase 3-like. Gene Ontology annotation, molecular function: hexosyltransferase activity. The coding region runs from base 1 to 1137 and encodes 378 amino acids. NCBI's taxonomy places the organism in Eukaryota, Metazoa, Chordata, Actinopteri, Centrarchiformes, Centrarchidae. Gene Ontology annotation, cellular component: membrane. The record is from RefSeq and is a predicted model, not a curated record. The transcript has a single exon.
AUGACAAACCUCAGAGCGAGUUUCUUUCUGGUGGGAGUUCUUGGACUUUGGGCAAUUUAUAUCAGUAAAGACUCUAUUGACGCCAGCUUUUUAAGCCUCCAAGUAGAAGUGAGAAAACAUGACAGUCAAAUGAAGCCACACAGCAAAAACUCCUACGUAUACUCCUGGCCAAGAUGUCAACGAAAUGUGUCUGCUGCCAACAUCAAAGGCUUCAAAUCUUUUUCUGGUGGCAUGCAACAGUUUCUUUACUAUGAACACUGUCGCCAUUUUCCCAUGCUACUGGACAUUCCUGAUAAAUGUGGAGGAGCUGAUAAAUCAGCAGAAGUCUUCCUUCUGCUGGUCAUUAAAAGUUCUCCUGUGAACUACGACCGUCGAGAGGUUCUGCGCAAAACCUGGGCCAAAGAGAGGUUACACAAUGGUGUGUGGAUCAGAAGAAUCUUCAUCUCAGGAACGAUGGAUGUCGGUUUUGCCAAAAAGAGAAUGAACAAAUUACUCGAGUUGGAGCAACGUGAGCACAGAGACAUCCUCCAAUGGGACUUUAGUGACACAUUCUACAACCUCACCUUGAAGCAGAUUCUCUUCUUAGAAUGGAUGGAAAGAAACUGUCCGAACGCUCGCUUCCUGCUAAAUGGUGAUGAUGACGUCUUUGCCAACACAGACAACAUGGUUGAGUUUCUCCAGGGCCUCAAGGAUAAUAAUGGAAGCAAGCACCUUUAUACUGGCCAUGUGAUCAGGAAUGCGGCACCGAAACGAUCGAAAAACAGCAAGUAUUUUAUCCCAGUGCAAGUGUACAAAUCGAAAUUAUAUCCCCCAUAUUGUGGGGGUGGGGGUUUCCUCUUGUCUGGCUAUACAGCUUUGGUUGCAUACAACAUGUCCAAGUCCAUUACCAUUAUUCCUAUUGAUGAUGUUUACAUUGGGAUGUGUCUGGCCAAAGCAAAACACGCACCUGUUCUCCAUAUGGGUGUCAAGACGCUAGGAUAUUCCAUGCCUAUUAACAAAGCAGUUGAUGAACAUGAUCCUUGCUAUUACAAAGAACUUCUACUGGUACACAGAUUCCUUCCAGCUCCCAUGUAUCUUAUGUGGCACAGAACACAGGACCCCAAUCUGAAAUGUGGCACCAAGGGGACCUGGCUUUAG